Punica granatum (pomegranate) is the source of this 1939-nucleotide messenger RNA. Lineage: Eukaryota; Viridiplantae; Streptophyta; Magnoliopsida; Myrtales; Lythraceae. The record is from RefSeq and is a predicted model, not a curated record.
CUGUUCUCCAUGAAUGGCCAUAACUGACUAGAGCCAACAACUUCAGAUAAGCCUUCUCUCUCUCUCUCUCUCUCUAGCAGAUACAGACACAUAACAAAGGCUACUAUUUAAUGUCAGAUUGAUUGGGCAGAUUAAUGUUCUGCUAAGGUGGUCUGUUAGGGAAUGUUUAGGAGGAGAGUCAUGGAUUCCAGAUGGGCAGUGAUUGUUCUGCUAAGGUGUUGUGCAUUAAUGGCGUCUUCGAGUGCUGCAGCAGAUGAUGAGUCCUUCAGCAGAUAUGACUUCCCCCCUGGCUUUGUCUUUGGUUCAGCCACCUCUGCUUAUCAGGUUGAGGGAGCAGCAGAUGAAGAUGGGAGGACUCCCAGCAUCUGGGAUACCUUUGCACAUGCUGGAUACGUCCACGGAGCGACCGGAGAUGUAGCAUGCGAUGGAUAUCACAAAUACAAGGAAGAUGUUCAGCUGAUGGUGGAAACAGGCCUUGAUGCAUACAGAUUCUCUAUUUCAUGGUCUAGACUCAUCCCAUAUGGUAGGGGCCCAGUAAAUCCGAAGGGUUUACAGUACUACAACAACCUCAUCAAUGAACUACUUAAACACGGAAUCCAACCACAUGUAACUCUAUAUAAUUUUGAUCUUCCACAGGAUCUGGAAGACGAGUAUGGAGGAUGGGUUAGCCGGAAAAUUGUAAAAGACUUUACAGCCUAUGCUGAAGUAUGCUUCAGAGAGUUUGGAGACAGAGUUCAGUACUGGGCCACCAUUAACGAGCCGAAUGUAUUUGCCAUCGGAGGAUAUGACCAAGGAAUCGCACCACCUAUGCGGUGUUCCCCUCCAUUUGGGUUUCGUAACUGCUCGAAUGGCAACUCCACUUCCGAGCCGUACCUAGCUGUUCACAAUAUCCUUCUUUCUCAUGCUUCGGCUGCAAAACUGUACCGGAAAAACUUCCAGACCAAGCAGCAAGGAUUUAUAGGGAUCAACGUUUAUACGUUCGGGACCCUUCCUUUAACAAAUGCCACAGAGGAUGUAGUUGCAGCAAAAAGGAGUAAUGAUUUUUUACUUGGUUGGGUGGUUGAUCCACUUGUAUUCGGAGACUACCCUCAGAUAAUGAAGAAGAACGUGGGUGCCAGGCUCCCAAAAUUCACCCCCCUUCAGUCCAAAGAGGUUAAGGGAUCUGCCGAUUUUAUCGGGUUGAUCCACUACACCUCCAUCUACAUCAAAGACAAGUCCAGCAGUUUGAAUAUGGAACCUCGGGACUUUAAUUUGGACAUGGCUGUAGAAUUCUCCGGGUGGGAUAUCUCAGGAUCCUCUGAGGUUCCCCUGAUGCCAUGGGGUCUUGCACAAGUACUGGAAAUGUUCAAGCAAGAUUACCGAAACCCUCCGGUUUUCAUCUACGAAAACGGUGCGAGGACGCCACGCAACGCAACUCUACAUGACACAGGAAGGGUGAAGUACAUUCAUGCGUACAUGGGGGCCAUGCUCGAUGCAGUGAGGAACGGCUCAAACACAAGGGGAUACUUCACAUGGUCCUUCCUUGAUGUAUUUGAGUUAUUGGACGGCUACGGAUCAAGCUUCGGUCAUUACUAUGUCGACUUGGAUGACCCGGAUCUGAGGAGGUACCCCAAGUACUCUGCGCAUUGGUACUCUAAGUUCUUGAGGGGAGAAUCUGUGGGCCCAAAUGGAGAUAUCAAGAUGAUGUCGAAGCACAAUCUGUUGGAUUCGCAUCGUGCUCGUGCCGUUCAGUAGAUUCUCGUUCGUUUUUGCAAAUUCCUCCGCUUUUAGCAUUUCUUUUAUCCUAAAGACUUUUUCUAUGAAGUUUUAUUACAGCUGAAUCUUUAGAAUAGUAAUGCAGAACUCAAAAAAAAAAAAAAGGUUACUGAUGCAAUAUAUUGUUUGUAUCUAACAUUUCAUGUACAAUAAAAGAGAGCAAAAACUUUGGUAAGUGUACAAA